AUGUUGGAUGUUUCUCUGGCUUGGCUGAAUGAAAUUCUUGCUAAGGUCACGGCUCCUGAUUUACCAAAGGAUGUUCCUGGAUCGGAGGCUCUAAUUUCUCGUCAUAAAGAAUACAAAACUGAGAUUGAUUCAAGAGCAGAUGCAUUUGAAAAAUUCAGUGCUGCUGGCAAUGCUUUGAUUGAUCAAGGACAUUUCAUGGGGGAGGAAAUUGCUGACAAAAUUGCUACUCUGGAAGAGCGCAGAAAAUUGGUAUUGGAUUCAUGGGAGACAAGAUUUGUGAUAUACGAAAGAAACCUCGAUUUGAGAGUAUUCCUAAGAGACACCCAUGUGUUUGAAUCUUGGAUUGAGUCUCGAGAGGGUAUUGUCAAGGAUGACCAAAUGGGAGACUCGAUAAUAGAGGUUGAGGAACUGAUCCGUCGUCAUGAUGACUUCCUUAAAGCCAUAGAUGCACAGAAGGAUAAACUGGAUCCCAUUAAAAGGUUUACCAUGAUUGAAGACGACUUCCAGACCCAGAAGAAACGAGAAGAGGAUGCUAGGAAGGCUGAAAUGGCAAGGAAGGAGCAGGAACGCAUGGAAAAUAUGAAGAGGAAAGAAGUGCAGCGAAUUACAGACGAACGCCGGAGAGAGGAUGAACGGCGCAGGACCCAGGAGAUCAAAUUCACUAAGGAGGACAUGGAACGCGUAAGGCUCUCGAUAAAUGGCGAAUACAACAAGUCACCCGUAACACCUAGAGACCAGGAUCCUCACUCAAGUUCCAGCUCUGAGGCAGCUGAGACAACGAGCACUCCUGAGGUUCACCCAAGGUACCGGAUGCGUUCAAGCUCUCUGGGAGAGGUUCUCAUAAGGAAAACACUCGAGAUACCGGAUGGUGGUGGCCUCCUCAGAUCUGGUUCUCAGACAAGCCUGAGCAGUCUAAAGAGAGGUAACAGUCUGCGUCAAGAGAUGUUCCGAAAGUCUCCCUCUAACAGAGGUGCUGGGCAAAGUGGUCAGAUCAAGGGAAAGAUCCACUCUUCACUUCGUUCACACUUGGAUUAUUAUAUCAAGAGAGCAGAAAGCAUGAAAGUUGACUUGAAGAAGCCGAAGCGCACUCCCAGCUUCACUACCCGAAGAAGAACUCAGAGCUUCCGGAAACAUAAGCGAAUGGAAAACAUGGCCAAUCUGCCCCCCGUUGAACUCCAGGGAUACUUGGAGAGAAAACAAGAACUCCAGAGUGGAGGAAAGAAAGCAACAAUUAGAUCAUGGAAGACAUUUUACACUGUUCUUUGUGGACAGUUGUUGUGCUUCUUCAAAGAUGAGGAGGACUUUUAUGACCAGAAGGCAGCAUCACCACCCAUUUCCAUACAUCAAGCCAAAGUUGAAGUUGCUGAAGAUUACACUAAAAAGAAGCAUGUCUUUAGGAUUAUAACUUCAGACAAUGCAGAGUACUUGCUGCUUGCUGAAUCAGAGGAGAACCUCAGUGAAUGGGUCACAAAACUUGGAUUCCAUGCCCAGCUUCCACCAUCCAUGCAGCUGAUGUCUUAUGACAAUCAUAAGGAAGGGGAUGUGGGCAGCGACAUGGUGGCAGUUCCUUCUCGGGACUCAGAUAACUCGUCAAGUCAGUCUACUCCUGAGGUCCAUCACCGUGGGGUUAUCAGUUCUCAUCCUCAGGGAGCGGGAGGUGGUUUAGAUCCUACAAGGCCUCACUCUCAGGCUCUUGAUAAUCCCCUGUAUGCCAACCUGGAGCAUAUGCAAGAUAAAACUAAACCACCAGUCCCACCACGAGGAAGUACUAAUAGCAAUCGGUCUUCGAGAUCAUCAUUAGGAGAUGAUGGCCCAAUAUACCAGAAUAGGAUCUCUGUUGUUCCAUCUUAUGAAAUAACAGAAAAUACAUACCAGAACUACCCACCUGACAGACCCAAUGGUCAUCGGCGUGAUAUUUCAGAAAACAUGAAUGGUGAUGAACUGCCCCCACUACCCAGUUCAGCCCCACCUAUGGUUAUGGCCCGUCCCCCUGUACCACCUAGUCGGUCAAGAUAUGCCGAACAUUCUUGGGUUGGUGGGUCACACCAGCCUGGCGUGCCUCACCACGGGGGUGGGCCACACUACGGCCAGCAGAUGGGUCAUAUGGUUAGUCAUCACCACCAUCAGAUAGCCCAGCAUCAUACUGGCCAUGUUACGCACCACUUCUCCCAAGUGUCUCGUGCCUCUGCACAUCAACAGUAUGCCUACACUUCACAGGGUUCAAUGCACUACCAAGAUGUUAAUGAUGGUGUACCAGGAAGUCGACAGCCAUAUUCAGAGUAUUCUUCCCGCACCAUGUCUCUGCCCCAGGGUAGUAGCCUCCCUGCCUCUGGUAGUGCUGCUGUCACCAUUAACCCCGGCAGCGGACCCACACCUUCCCACCGCUACUCUGCUACUAUUGAUCGUCAGGGUCUGAGCGAGAGCUCCUCCGAAGGAGACGUUCCAGUUUCUGCUAACAAGAAGGAGAAGGAAAAGAAAGGUUCUGUUUUCAAGUUCUUUGGGCGGAAAAAAGGUGCCCAAGUAUAGUUUUAUUUCUCACCAAAUAUAAAUAAUAUAUAUAUAGAUUUAUAAAUAUAUAUAUAUAAAUAUAAAUAUUUUUUGUAAAGGAAACUUUAAUAUAAAAUGUGUUUUUGUGCCACUUAGAAAUACUGUACUGUAUAAAUUUCAGUGUUCAUAUAUACAUAUAUAUAUAUAUAUUUCCUUUUAUCCAUAAAAAUCUGGCUGUUAUACAUCAUUUAAGAUGUACCUGAAUGGCUCAGCAUAUGCCACUAAAAGGAUUUUUUGUUUCCCAUGAUAACAUACUUGUCUUCCAGUGUUCCUAAGAAGGCAGGUUGUACAGGAAGGCUUUGUAGUUACAUAUUGUAUGUUUUUUAUCACAUUAUCAUGAUCAUAAAAAUUCACUCAUUUGUAUUCUUUUUCUUUGUUAGACUAAUGGCAAUAGCUUUUGUACUUUCGAGCUGAUCUCCUAGAGAGAUUACUGUAAAUUAGAAGAGAAGUUUUGUAUUACAAUGUAAUUUAGAAUUUAUGAAGGCUAGCUAUAUCCUGCUUUUCACUGUAAUGAAAGGUACUGGAAUUACAGUGCUGUAUUAGAUUCUGAAACCCAUCUGUAAGAUAUCAGAAAAUACAAGAAUGUGUUAUCUGUAUAAGUUUAAGAGCAAUUUUGUUUACUGCAUAACCUUCAGUUAGGUAUGAAGGUUUGUCAUUCAGGAAAAAGUUUGUACUAAAUUAGCACAAUGAAAUUAUCGCCAAAGUUUUCAUUACCACAUGCUAUCACAAUAGAGGACCUUAUUUUGAUGAUUAACAGACGUUACACAAGAAAAUAUCUUUGUGAAUUGGUUAAAAAUACUUUUGAGAGUAAAGGAAAGGCCAAUAAAUGUAUGGUAGACCACAAUUUGUAAUACAAGUACUUUGGGGAUGAGUUCAGUCCUAAAACCAAGCUUUAUGACAAGAGAAUUAGUGUCUUAUCAGUGCCUGCUUUCAUGUUGGUCCUGCAAGCUGCAAACAAAACUUGUCAUUAUUUUCCAUUUACACCUGCUAUUGAAUAUAUCUUAGACAUACGUACUUUGAUACUGAAUAUAUCAAAGAAGACUUACUUUGAUAUUUAAACGACUUAUUUUCCACUUUUCACACUUGAUGCUCUGUCUCUUUAUGUAUAUAAUUAUAUAAAUAUUGUUCAAAUCAAAUUAUUUUGUGAUGCAAGUUCUGAAUGGAUGAAGAGAGGAAAUGGUACCGUGUUGCUAUGUGUAAUAUUGCUAAUAAAUUUAUAAUUUAA
This is a messenger RNA of Macrobrachium nipponense, 3772 nucleotides long. RefSeq lists its product as uncharacterized. Lineage: Eukaryota; Metazoa; Arthropoda; Malacostraca; Decapoda; Palaemonidae. The record is from RefSeq and is a predicted model, not a curated record. The transcript is spliced from 17 exons. Gene Ontology annotation, molecular function: actin filament binding; phospholipid binding. Gene Ontology annotation, cellular component: cell junction; cortical actin cytoskeleton; cell projection. Bases 1 to 2526 code for a protein of 841 amino acids. Gene Ontology annotation, biological process: actin cytoskeleton organization.